AUGCAAUGCUGCUUCUGCAGAUUCUGUAACUUCAGCAAGCAUGAGAACUGUAACCAAUGCGAAGCCUAUAUUCCGGUGGACAGGAUCAUAGAGCGGAUUCGGAUCACCGAGCAAGCUGACAAAAGUGUGGAGAUAAAACACGAGGAGAACGUGGAAUUGUGGGCACCCGCUUCCAAGUCGGAUGCAGAGAAAGAAGAAGAUAAACGGUGCAUGGUUGUAGAAAUCAAGAAAUUCAGGUCGCUUGUCUCUGUGGUAAUGAAUGAGAAGUAUGUGCGGGUCUCCGCCGCACAUAAGGAUGCUGACGGCUCGGCGAAGUAUGGACCCGUUAAGAAGGCCGAGUUGUGGAAUGUCUCUGGAACGACGACGUGA
Botrytis fragariae is the source of this 369-nucleotide messenger RNA. RefSeq lists its product as uncharacterized. The record is from RefSeq and is a predicted model, not a curated record. Bases 1 to 369 code for a protein of 122 amino acids. Lineage: Eukaryota; Fungi; Ascomycota; Leotiomycetes; Helotiales; Sclerotiniaceae. The transcript has a single exon.